CCAUAAUGGACGCGAAAGUUUGCUUGCUCCCUUAAACGACGCGAGAUGACACGCUAUACAACGCCCGAGAUAUGAAGCAUAUUGGGAUCGGUUGCUGUGAUCAUCAGUUCGACUCGGCAGUGUUGUAAUAAGCACUGCUCCCUCAUACAAGUGUUGCAGUAACGUGGGCAGACGGAGACCAGACAUGGAGGCUCCGGCGAGCAUCAUUGUCGGCUUAGUGUUGUACAUCUCUAUCAUACUGUUCGGCAUCCCAGGAAAUUGCCUGAUUCUCCGCGUGUACUGGGUAAAAAAACGCAAGAGUAGCACCCACAUUUUGAUCCUGGGCCUCGCCUGGGCCGACCUCUUCAGUUGCAUCUUUCUGACUCUGAGAGUUGCGUCGGCUAUCACUUAUCUUCUCGGGGACAAACCUGGCACAUUUUUAACAUUUAUGCAUUUCCUUCUGCAGACAGCAGUGGCAACGUCAGUCACACUGACAGGAGUUAUAGCAUUUGACCGGUACGACUGUAUCUGUCGUUCGCACAGGCGACUUUUGAGCCCCAAGUGGGCAAAAGUCGCCUUCGGUUGCUGUCUAAUUUACGGUGCAAGUAUAAAUAUUCCUUUUCUGGUAAACAUAUUCAGACCAGCAGAGUCGAUAGAGGCAUUGCUCUACGGUUUUCAGAUUCUCUGUUAUAUUUCUGCCCUGGCGUUAAUAGUAUUCUGCUACUCGAAGGUUUAUAGGACUAUUCGGCGUCAUGUUCAAGUUGGCGUUUGGUCAUCAAUAUCGACAGACGGGACCAGGCCAGAGCUGCAUAACGAUUCGAUGAAUUCCGCAAGAGCUGUCACGCCUGAUUGUAGAGGUGUGGAAAUGAAAUCCGUUUCACAUGCCGUGGCCAACAACCCCGGGGUCUCGAAUCUGUGGAAACCGUCGGCUCCGGCGGCUUGUGACAGUUCUGUUACAGGGCCCGGAACAGCUCGGCAGCGGAGUGAACUUGCCAGUUACACCGAAGGACCAUCGGAUUACCCCCGUCGAACUCACCGGACACCGACUGCUGGCUCCGGGCGUGACAGGCGUCGGCCGAACCGGAGACCACGCCUAGGCGGCGCGUCCUCCUUGCAAAGCAAGACGACCCGGAUGCUCCUCGUGACAAGCGUCGUGUUCUUGAUCGUAUGGCUGCCAUACUGGAUCUGGACCAUUUUGGAACUCUGGAAUACGUACAGCGUGUGGAAAGUGCAUGAUAAUGUCGUGCAAGCGCUCUCUCGCAUGAACACCUGUCUGUACCUAAAUAACGCAAUCAAUCCUAUUCUGUACGGACUUGCCAAUCGUCGCUUCAGACAAGAUUGCAGGGACAGUUUAAGAAAAAUCUUAUAGGCUCUACCAGUGGACAAGAAGAACAUUUUCAAGUACUUAUUCGGCUCAUCUCUUCUUUUGGCGAUACAGUCUUUACUCCAAUGAGGCUUAAAGUAUGCGUUCAAAGAACAUAGUCUUUUUUCGAUUUUAGCACCAAAACAACUGUUCGUAUAAAAUAUCGGUGUAUCUAGCAGUCACCAUAUUAUAAGCUUUUAGGUAUUUCAAGUGGCUAAAAGAAUAUUCUAAACUACAUGUAUGUUUUUCUAGGGUACAAUUUUGAUAGGCCUUAAAACAUGGGGAAAUGUUGCUUGUUGGAAGGAGGGUAAUAAAUGGCGGCAGUAUGUUGUAAUAGAGACGAGUAGGCCUACGCUGUGUUAACAUUUUCGAGUGGAAAGA
Molecule: messenger RNA, 1723 nt
Organism: Acanthaster planci (crown-of-thorns starfish)
Lineage: Eukaryota; Metazoa; Echinodermata; Asteroidea; Valvatida; Acanthasteridae
Product: gastrin/cholecystokinin type B receptor-like
Biological process (GO): G protein-coupled receptor signaling pathway
Cellular component (GO): membrane
Molecular function (GO): G protein-coupled receptor activity
Source: RefSeq, a predicted model, not a curated record